Brugia pahangi is the source of this 261-nucleotide messenger RNA. Lineage: Eukaryota; Metazoa; Nematoda; Chromadorea; Rhabditida; Onchocercidae. The record is from the annotation of a GenBank genome assembly.
AUGAAAGAAGGAAAGAAGUCAACAAUUCAAAAAGCGCAUUCUAUAUGCAAUAAAUAUAUUGCUGAACAAUCACCAAAAGAGGUUGAUUUAGACAGUGAUACAUGUGCAGCAACAAAAGCAGCUCUGGAAAAUGGUGCUAAACCAAAUAUGUUUUCGUUAGCGCAAACCAGAAUUGAGCAGUUAAUGGAAAAAGAUAGUUAUAGGCGAUUUUUGAAAUCAAAAUUGUUCCUAGAUCUAUUAACAAAUAAUUCAAGUGUUUGA